This is a messenger RNA of Bombus huntii, 566 nucleotides long. Its product is annotated as flexible cuticle protein 12-like. The transcript is spliced from 2 exons. The record is from RefSeq and is a predicted model, not a curated record. Bases 182 to 505 code for a protein of 107 amino acids. NCBI's taxonomy places the organism in Eukaryota, Metazoa, Arthropoda, Insecta, Hymenoptera, Apidae. Gene Ontology annotation, molecular function: structural constituent of chitin-based larval cuticle. Gene Ontology annotation, cellular component: chitin-based extracellular matrix.
CAACGAAGGCCGAGCAACCAUAAGGUGCCUUUAACAGGACUAGGAAAGGUGAAAGGUGAAUUUAUCGUGAAACCAUGCAAUUUUUGGCAGAAGGAGGGCCACUAUAAAAUUCGAGACGUUUCUCAGUAUCGACAUCAGUCUUUCAAUCGGGACUAACCAAACAUACACAUCCAUCUUCAAAAUGAAAACCAUCAUUGCUUUUGCCGCCUUUGUCGCCAUUGCUGUAGCAGUUCCUCUACAAGAACAUCAGGAAACAGUCGUCGUGAAAGAAACUCCUUCUGAUAAUAUCGGUCUUGGCAGUUAUAACUACGGUUACCAACUUUCCGACGGACAAGCUAAACAGGAAUCUGCAGAAUUAGUCAAUGGUGGAUCUGAUGGACAAUUCCUGACAGUUCGCGGCAGCUUCUCCUUUGUCGAUCCAAAUACCAAUGUUGCAUACACUGUGAACUACGUUGCCGACGAGGAUGGUUUCCAUCCACAGGGAGAACAUCUUCCCCAUGUUUAAAUGAUACAAAUAUUUGACAUAUGACAUUCACCAAUAGCCACACUCCAAGUACCAUCUACGA